UUUAACAAAAGAAUAAUUUGUUCCGUUGUUAAGAACUUGGAAACAUAUUCGGUUUGGGUACACAUUUAACGGUUCAACCUGACAAUCAUCCGAAGACAGAACCCUCGUACAAAAUGUCUACUUCAUGUUUUUGCAUUUCUCCCUCUCCUCCUCUUCUCUUCAUUCCACUGAAGCAAUGCUAGCUCCUUCUUUCCCCAACAACAUCCCUUCUCACCUUGGUCUCAGGCUUCUCAGGGCAGCAUUAAAUGUUCGAGAUUUCAAGCGUGCCCACCAACUGUUCGAUAAUAUUCUCCAACCAGACCCCACAACUUGUUCAACUCUGAUUUCAGCUUUAACCGCUCACGGACUUCCAAAUGAGGCCAUAAAGAUCUAUGCUUCAUUGCGGGCACGCGGGAUCAAUCCCCACAAGCAAGUCUUCUUGGCUGUUGCCAAAGCUUGUGCUGCUUCUGGUGAUGCCUUGAGAGUCAAGGAAGUUCAUGAUGAUGCGGCUCGGUGUGGGGUGAUAUCUGAUGUUUUCAUUGCCAAUGCACUGAUUCAUGCAUAUGGUAAAUGUAAAUGCGUUGAAGGUGCGAGACAUGUUUUUGAUGAGUUGGUUGUCAGAGACGUGGUUACUUGGACCUCCUUGUCCUCUUGCUAUGUUAAUUGUGGAUUUCCACGGAAGGGUUUGAAUGUUUUACGUGAAAUGGGAUGGAAUGGGGUGAAACCAAAUCCCGUGACUGUGUCUAGUAUUUUACCUGCAUGCUCGGAAUUGAAAGAUUUGAAAUCAGGUAAAACAAUUCAUGGAUUUGCAGUGAGACACGGGAUGAUAGAAAAUGUGUUUGUUUGCAGUGCACUUGUGAGCUUGUAUGCAAAAUGUCUAAGUGUGAGAGAAGCUCGAGCAGUAUUUGAUUUAAUGCCUCGUCGAGAUGUUGUGUCUUGGAAUGGAGUUUUAACAGCAUAUUUCACAAACAAAGAAUAUGAGAAGGGUUUCUCUCUGUUUUUGCAGAUGAGCAGAAAUGGAAUCAAAGCAGAUGAAGCUACAUGGAAUGCUGUUAUUGGUGGAUGCAUGGAGAACGGGCGAACAGAGGAGGCAGUGGAGAUACUUAGGAAGAUGCAAAAAAUGGGAUUUAAACCUAAUGAAAUAACAAUUAGUAGUAUCUUACCAGCUUGUUCUUUUUCAGAAAGCUUGAGAAUGGGCAAGGAGAUACACUGUUAUGUCUUCAGGCAUUGGAAAGUUGGAGACUUGACAAGCACAACAGCUCUAUUAUAUAUGUAUGCUAAAUGCGGCGACUUGAAUCUUUCAAGGAAUGUCUUUAAUAUGAUGCGUAGAAAAGAUGUUGUUGCUUGGAACACAAUGAUCAUUGCAAAUGCAAUGCAUGGGAAUGGAAAAGAAGUGCUUUUUCUCUUUGAUAAGAUGCUGCUAUCAAGGAUCAAGCCCAAUUCUGUUACUUUUACUGGUGUUCUAUCUGGUUGUAGCCAUUCAAGGCUAGUUGAGGAAGGAGUUCAAAUAUUCAAUUCAAUGGGUAGGGAUCAUCUUGUAGAACCUGAUGCUAAUCACUAUUCAUGUGUGGUUGAUAUCUAUAGCCGUGCUGGUCGCCUCAACGAGGCAUACGAGUUUAUUCAGAGAAUGCCUAUGGAACCAACUGCUAGUGCUUGGGGAGCACUCCUUGGUGCUUGUAGGGUUUAUAAGAAUGUGGAGUUGGCGAAAAUUUCAGCUAAGAAACUAUUUGAGAUUGAGCCUAACAACCCUGGAAAUUAUGUUUCUUUAUUCAACAUUCUUGUUACUGCCAAAUUGUGGAGCGAGGCUUCAAAAAUCAGAAUAUUGAUGAAAGAAAGAGGAAUUGCAAAAACACCAGGAUGUAGUUGGCUUCAAGUGGGAAAUAGAGUUCACACUUUUGUUGUUGGAGACAAAAGUAAUGUAGAAAGUGACAAACUCUAUAACUUUUUGGAUGAAUUGGUUGAGAAAAUGAAAAUGGCUGGAUAUAAGCCCGACACUGAUUAUGUUCUGCAAGAUAUUGAUCAAGAGGAAAAAGCUGAAAGUCUUUGUAACCAUAGUGAGAAGCUUGCUGUUGCUUUUGGGAUACUUAAUUUGAAUGGACAGUCGACAAUACGGGUUUUUAAGAAUUUGAGAAUAUGUGGUGAUUGUCACAAUGCCAUUAAGUAUAUGUCUAAGGUUGUUGGUAUUGUAAUUGUUGUCAGAGACUCCUUGAGGUUUCAUCACUUCAAAAAUGGAAAUUGUUCUUGUAAAGACUUAUGGUGAUUAUUUGAAUCAGACUAUUGGGAUUAACUGGUGACAGUGCUAUCUGAGCCUGUCAAACUCAAAUUUCAUUAGACUGUUUUACUAUGUGUACAAUGGUUAAAUACAAUUCCUGUUGUGCAUUCAAACAGGUUUAAAUUAUUUGUUGAGAUAUGUGCAAUAAAUAUAAUAAUUGAUAAAGCUGGAUUCAGAGAAAGACAGGUUCCAACAUAACGUCAACUGUGGUUUUUGGCUGCUAUUCCAUCUGUAGCUGCUGAUUUAUUGACUUUUCUCUUUAGAAACAGAACAUUGCAACUAAUAUUUACCCUUCCGAGUUCUGAUACAUGGAUUAUGGCUGGCCAGAUCAGAAAAAUUUGCUGGAUCGGUUAUUUGAAAACACACCUCUAACUAAUCAAGUAAGGAUUUAUCCACUCUUGAUAUAAUUUAAAGCACCACCUACAAUGCUUGAGGUUAGGGUUGCUUCAUGGUGUGGCAAGGAGGAUUCGACUCUGCUAGUUGUGGUUGGGGGAGGGCUGAAGUUUGCUCUGUUUUUUUCCUCCCCCUUUGUUGAUUUCUUAUUUUUCUUUCUAACUUUGAAACACCCUUGGGCUGUUUGAUAAAAUGCUUGUAUCAUUUCUUUUUGCAUACUUUCAAGGAAUUGAAUACCGGAUUUGAAGCUUAUAUGGAACCACCCGUGAUCAUUUGGAAUUAAUUCCUCAAUGCUAUUGUUGGAGUUUGGCUAAAAGAACAGUGUUAAACUCUACCAAAGAUGCAAUAUAAAUCUGGAAAAGGGUUUAAGGGAAUGGUAUUGUAAUUUGUGUGUCUGAUUUGUCUUCGCGAGAGCUACUCAAUAUUGAUGUUCAUAUUGCUGCUGCAUAUACAAAUUGUUGCACGCGGCCUUUGUAUGUGUUCAAAUAUAUUUUAAUUCUUUUGUUGCUUCGAAUCGGGUACAGAUUAUAAUACUACCAUGUACAUUAUGUAAAAAAUUGCACCAAUCUCUGAAGUACUAGUUUAUGCAAUUUGGUUUCUACCGGCAAUGUUGGUUAUA
Molecule: messenger RNA, 3263 nt
Organism: Vicia villosa (hairy vetch)
Lineage: Eukaryota; Viridiplantae; Streptophyta; Magnoliopsida; Fabales; Fabaceae
Product: pentatricopeptide repeat-containing protein At1g20230-like
Exons: 1
Coding region: 125-2239 (704 amino acids)
Biological process (GO): RNA modification
Molecular function (GO): RNA binding; protein binding; zinc ion binding
Source: RefSeq, a predicted model, not a curated record